AUGGAAUCUAGAAAUAAAACUAUAAUUUCAGAAUUACUUCUUCUGGGGUUUUCAGAGGGACCAGAAUUGCAGCCCUUCCUCUUUGGGCUCUUCCUAUCCAUGUACCUGGUCACUGUCUGUGGGAACCUGCUCAUCAUCCUGGCCACCAUCACUGACUCCCACCUCCACACACCCAUGUACUUAUUCCUCUCCAACCUGUCUUUUUCUGACGUCUGUUUUAUCUCCACCACCAUCCCAAAGAUGCUUGUGAAUUUACAGACACAGAGAAAAAUCAUUUCUUAUGCAGGCUGUCUUGCCCAGAUGUACUUUUUCUUACUCUUUGCAGUUUUGGAGAACUUUCUUUUGACCGUGAUGGCCUAUGAUCGCUUUGUAGCCAUCUGUCACCCCCUCCACUACAAGGUCAUUAUGAAUCCUCAGCUCUGUGUCAAGCUGGUUAUGGGGUCCUGGACCGUGAGUGCCCUGCAUUCCUUGGUACACAGCUUAAUGAUGUUGCAGCUCUCCUUUUGUACACACUUAGAAAUCCCACACUUUUUCUGUGAACUUAAUCAGAUGGUCCAUCUUGCUUGUUCUGACAACUUCAUCAAUAACACAGUGAUUUAUUUUGCAACUGGAUUGCUGGGUGUGUGUCCACUUGCUGGAAUACUUUUCUCUUACUCUAAGAUUGUUUCCUCCAUACUUGCAAUCUCAUCAGCUCAGGGUAAAUAUAAAGCAUUUUCCACGUGUGCAUCUCACCUCUCAGUGGUCUCCUUAUUUUAUUGUACAAGCCUAGGAGUGUACUUUAGUUCUGUUGGUGCACAUAACACAGGUUCAAAUGCAGCAGCCUCAGUGAUGUAUGCCAUAGUCACCCCUAUGAUGAACCCAUUUAUCUACAGUCUGAGGAACAGAGAUAUAAAAGGGGCUCUAAAAAAAGUCUUUGAAUGGAAGUACUAA
Molecule: messenger RNA, 930 nt
Organism: Choloepus didactylus (southern two-toed sloth)
Lineage: Eukaryota; Metazoa; Chordata; Mammalia; Pilosa; Megalonychidae
Product: olfactory receptor 7A10-like
Exons: 1
Coding region: 1-930 (309 amino acids)
Biological process (GO): G protein-coupled receptor signaling pathway
Cellular component (GO): membrane
Molecular function (GO): olfactory receptor activity; G protein-coupled receptor activity
Source: RefSeq, a predicted model, not a curated record